Molecule: messenger RNA, 1083 nt
Organism: Synchytrium microbalum
Lineage: Eukaryota; Fungi; Chytridiomycota; Chytridiomycetes; Synchytriales; Synchytriaceae
Exons: 6
Coding region: 1-1083 (360 amino acids)
Biological process (GO): tRNA threonylcarbamoyladenosine modification
Cellular component (GO): EKC/KEOPS complex; cytoplasm
Source: RefSeq, a predicted model, not a curated record
AUGGCUCCUACAGCAAUCGAUUCAGAGACAACAUCGUCAAAAGCGUUGAUUGCCAUUGGACUGGGCAAGUUUUAUGAAUAUGAGGGAUCUGCCAACAAGCUUGGAGUCGGCAUCAUCAAAAGACAGAAUGGCGAGACAACAGUAUUGUCAAAUGUCAGAAGAACGUAUAUAACACCACCAGGACAAGGAUUCCUACCGAAAGAUACUGCAAAACAUCAUCGUGAACAUGCUAUCGAGGUUGUUAAAGAGGCGUUGAAAGUAGCUGGAGUCAGUGGAAAAGAUGUGGAUUGUAUUUGCUUUACUAAGGGUCCUGGAAUGGCACCACCACUUGUAUCUGUCGCACUCGUAGCCCGAACAUUGUCCCUCCUAUGGAACAAACCCCUCGUCGCAGUAAACCACUGUAUAGGCCACAUCGAAAUGGGCCGUAUGAUUACCGGCGCCAAGAACCCAGUCGUGCUCUACGUAUCAGGGGGCAACACGCAAGUUAUCGCAUACUCUGAAAACCGAUACAGGAUAUUUGGCGAAACCAUAGACAUUGCAGUUGGCAACUGUCUCGAUCGAUUCGCUCGAGUCAUAAACAUAUCAAAUGAUCCUGCUCCCGGAUACAAUAUCGAGCAGCUCGCUAAACAGGGUGAAAAGUAUAUCGAGUUACCGUAUUCUGUGAAAGGGAUGGACGUGUCGUUUUCUGGAAUACUGGCUCAUUUAGAAGGCUUUGCGAAUACCAUGUUGGCUAAGGAGGAGUGUACAAAAGCAGAUUUGUGCUUUUCGUUACAAGAGACUGUGUUUUCAAUGUUGGUGGAAACUACGGAACGGGCUAUGGCUCAUAUUGGAUCUACCGAGGUUUUGAUUGUUGGUGGUGUUGGAUCAAAUGAACGAUUGCAAGAUAUGAUGACCAACAUGGUUUCCCAACGUGGUGGACUUGUCUACGCCACUGAUGAACGGUUUUGCAUUGACAAUGGGUUGAUGAUUGCUGUUGCUGGAUCAUUGGCUUUCAUGACUGGAUACACAACGCCCAUGGAAGACACGUGGUGUACACAAAGGUUUCGCACUGAUGACGUGUACGUCGCGUGGAGGAGGGAUUGA